UCUGAUUUUUUUAUCUAAAUUAAAGCAUUUGUUACACAUGCAUGAACUUGUCGAAAGGAUAUCUUAAUUUAUUUAUUAAAAAAAAAAUCAUUAAAAAUGUAUUUUUUUCGUAUUCCGUUCAAUUGGAGUUGAAACAAUUGUAGGGAGGUGCUGACAGAUCUUGAAGUAUCAAAUCCUUAAUUAAAUAUAAGAUUAGGUAAAACUUAAGAGAUUAGGUAAUUUAUUUGAUUUGUAAAAACAUUUAGUGUAAUUAAAUCUCACCAUCUUCUUUAUUAGCUCAUCAAAUAAUAUCCGAGAGGAAAACAACCAACGAUGUUACAAUGACCUGUCUUUGUAACAGUACUCUCUCUUUCUCUUUCUUGGUCUUUGUUUCUCCUCUUUCUCUUAGUACAACUCUCUCUCUCUCUGUAGUACAAAAAUACGACAAAAACAAAAGAAACCAGCUUUUGUCCUUCACCUAUAUAUAUAUUAUACAUGGAAAUGAAAGAUUCUCCAUUUACAUUUUCUUUCUUCUUAUUACCCAUGUCUCGUUUUUUCCUCACUCUUGCUCUCUUGCUCUCUCUCCUCCUCCUCGCCACCGCACACGGCGGUGGUAGCAAUGAUGAUGAUGCUGAUGCUGGGUAUCCUGUCAAUCUAAGAGCAAAGCCUUUAAUCUUGGUGAAAAUAUGGUGUUUGAUAUUAGUGUUUGUUGGGACUUUUAUUGCUGGUGUGUCCCCUUAUUUUAUGAAAUGGAAUGAAGGUUUUUUGGUGCUUGGAACUCAGUUUGCUGGCGGUGUGUUUCUGGGUACUGCCUUGAUGCAUUUUCUAAAUGAUGCAAAUGAAACUUUCCAGGAAUUGACCAGUAAAGAAUACCCUUUUGCUUUUAUGUUGGCUAGUGCUGGCUAUUUGUUCACCAUGCUUGCUGAUUGUGUUAUUUCUUAUGUUUAUGGGAAAGGAAGCAGCAACCGGGGUAGUGGAGAUUUAGAGCUUCAAGCAGAGAGUGUGGAGCAUGUAAAAACAAGUCACCAUGACACUUCAGAGUCACAAGUUCAGGCUGCCUCUGCAGAUUCCAAACUUUCAACUCUCAGCUCAUUUGGGGACAGCAUUUUGCUAAUAGUCGCUUUGUGUUUCCACUCCAUCUUUGAGGGCAUUGCAAUCGGAGUGGCAGAGACUAAAGCCGAUGCCUGGAAAGCGUUAUGGACUAUCACUCUGCACAAGAUAUUUGCAGCCAUUGCAAUGGGAAUAGCUCUUCUCAGAAUGAUCCCUGAUCGCCCAUUCUUGUCGUGUGUUGCCUAUGCUUUUGCAUUUGCCAUUUCGAGUCCAGUUGGUGUGGCUAUUGGGAUUGUUAUAGAUGCUACAACUCAAGGUGCUGUGGCUGACUGGAUCUAUGCCAUAUCAAUGGGACUGGCAUGUGGAGUAUUCAUCUAUGUAGCAAUCAAUCAUCUUCUAUCAAAGGGCUAUAUGCCACAAAUUUCGAUCUCUGUCAACACGCCGUUUCACAGAUUCUUGGCAGUGUUGUUGGGCAUUGGGAUAAUUGCUGUUGUAAUGAUAUGGGACACCUGAAGAAAGACAUGGGGAGACAAGAAAAGUUUUCUUGGUUUCCGUUGAGAGCUGCAUCUGUCUGCUUUACAGAAGGUCAUAGAAUUGGUCUCAAGAUAUAGUUCAGAAAUUUGUGUUAAUUCAGGAAUUUCAAGAUCUCUUUCAGCAGACAAGAAAGGGCUAUAGGGUUUUUUUUGAACAUGUAGCAGAGCUCCAGAAUAUACAAUGCCAUAAAGCCUCUGAAAUCGAAUGAAACCUCUUCAAACAGAAAACACUAUUGCUUAACAGAGAAAAGCUACAAACAAUGCAGUACCAACUUUCUUA
Molecule: messenger RNA, 1842 nt
Organism: Ricinus communis (castor bean)
Lineage: Eukaryota; Viridiplantae; Streptophyta; Magnoliopsida; Malpighiales; Euphorbiaceae
Product: zinc transporter 11
Exons: 3
Coding region: 475-1542 (355 amino acids)
Biological process (GO): zinc ion transmembrane transport
Cellular component (GO): membrane
Molecular function (GO): zinc ion transmembrane transporter activity
Source: RefSeq, a predicted model, not a curated record